This is a messenger RNA of Ectocarpus sp. CCAP 1310/34, 1390 nucleotides long. The record is from the annotation of a GenBank genome assembly. Lineage: Eukaryota; Phaeophyceae; Ectocarpales; Ectocarpaceae.
GUAGCUAGGACCAAGCCCGCACCGGCAAAUGAGAGAGAAGCCAUGAGUAACCGGAGCAGAAGAACAGUUGUGGCAGAGGCGGAGCCUACAUUCGUGCAGAGCUGCUCAACAAAAUGGUCUAAGGGGUUGCAGCGAGGCGCCAGAUGGGAUAAGGACACAUUCGAAGACUUUCCUGUAUGCGUCCACUGGUUCAGACAAAUCAUGGCGGCGGUGGCGGGGACAUGUGUGGGUUUCGCGGGAGUCACUGGAUGGUUCGGGCUCGUUGGGGGAUUCGCCUUCGUCACGGGGGCCACUUACUUGUACUACGCGAGAUUCGUCGAGGCGGACGAGUUGUCUUACGGUGAUCAAGGCCUAAAAUGGGAGGGAUUGCUGCCAUCUCUCACGGUCUUCCUCCUGAUGUGGAUCUUGUCGUUCAACUGCAUGGGGCAUGUAUUGUUGAAUAUCGCGUAGGGAGGCCGGGGGAAGUUGGGAGAAACAGUGCUUGCACUGCCUCGGGACUUGGCUUGCCGGAGGCUACGCGUGACACCCACAUGUUGCCGGGGUAAAACCUCGGAGGGGGAGGAAUUCUGCAGCGUGAAGAAGUUGUGGGCCGAUUGGACCGACGAACGCGAGGAACAAAUUGAGUGUUUAACAUGGGAAGCUCCUUCCUAAGGCCUUCGGUGUUGUGUUGAGAGUUUCGAGGGUAGGCUUGACACUCGGCACACUCUCGACCCAGUGCAACUCGCUCGCUCACGUGAUGGGCAGCGAGAGCCAGCUUCGAGAGUCAUGCUCUUUUGGUUCCACAUAUGAACGAGAGUAUAUGUAGGAAUGACAAGCGUGUGUUGCGUGGUCUUGGUUGCGGGAAGGCGCGCUUAACUGUCGACCCAGCAUCUCGCUCUAGGCAAAGCUUAAUUUCUGCUCUUGAACGAGAUACACUCGAGAGAUUGGCUUUCACGUGAACCCUACGCUUCCAUCCCGUGCCUUGGGCGAUGUGCUAGGUCGGGCGCUUUUUUUCGGUUGGUGCAGUUGCGAUCUUGUUUCAUGAGAAUGAGUAUGAGUGAUCUCGGGUCAAGGAUAGGCUGAAGGAGUUUGUUGAAGAGUGUAGUCAAGACAACCUGUCGAUUUUCUUUUGUGUUUCAAGGAUGCGCGACAAUCCUUUCUCAGGCAUUUUUUUUUGUUCGUUCUGUUUUUCUUUGGUCUGGAUUGUGGUCCAGUUCCUGCUCAGGACAAACCUUUGUUAUUGGAAUGGAAAGGGGCAUAUUCGGCGUGCACCAGGGGGUGUAAUAGUCUUCGGCACUUUGGCACUACGCCAGAGUUUGUGGCCGUCUCCUUCACCGAAACGUGUUGUUCUCCAAACUAUCGUAGACUAAAGAAUCCCCGACAGAUUCUCCACACGCAGUCUUACUUUUGC